Molecule: messenger RNA, 2496 nt
Organism: Blastocystis hominis
Lineage: Eukaryota; Bigyra; Opalinata; Blastocystidae
Exons: 16
Coding region: 1-2496 (831 amino acids)
Biological process (GO): RNA polymerase II preinitiation complex assembly; transcription by RNA polymerase II
Cellular component (GO): transcription factor TFIID complex
Molecular function (GO): TBP-class protein binding; RNA polymerase II general transcription initiation factor binding; histone acetyltransferase activity
Source: RefSeq, a predicted model, not a curated record
AUGCAGGCGAUUCGGUCUGUGUCGGAGCUCUCAACGAACUCGGGACAUCUAGUUCUCAUCGAAUACUCCGAGCCGCAGCCGCCUAUGUUUUUAAACCAGGGAAUGGGCGCGUAUAUCAUCAAUUGGAUCGAUUCCGAGUGUCCCGAGGCGGAUUAUUCGCAGCCUGUCGAAGGCGUCAAUCGCGUGCUGAAGUCCAACGAGCUGAUGCCUCUGAUGGGCAUGCUGGAAAAGGGACAGCAGCAGCUUUCCUUCUGCUCUUCUCUCUACAAUACUCCCUUGUUUCAACACGAACUGCCUUCCACCGAUUAUCUCCUAACCAUUCAGAUCGAAUCACUGCGCGAGCCAUUCUCUCCGGCCAGUCAAGUGUACGAAGCGUCGAUUCGAAAAGCGGAUACUCUGUAUUUGGCUGGCAAAAUGGAGCCGAAUAUGCGUGUGUUUCUGCCAGGCGAUAAGGAUUAUUUGUCCACCAUGCAGCAGUUAGAGGAGUAUUUGCUUCAGAAAUACAUCCAGAAACGUGAAUUCCAAAAAUUGGGGUUAUUUAACGAAGAGGAGUUGAAGAAGUAUAAAAUGCGAAACAACUACCCUGUGUCGGUUCCUCGCAAUCUGACCCCCGAGCAGGUGUGCUUGAUGCAGAGUUCCCAAGUUUCGUACUACUGGCUGAAGGAUGCGGGCGUGUCGGACAUUCUGGACUUCACAACAACAUCUGCAACGACAUUGAUGCGAAACAAGGAGAAUUUGGAGCUGAUCUAUGAUUACACGAAUAAGCAGAUGAUUGAGCUGGAUAAGAUCGUGCUGGGCGGAUUGGAGGGAUCGAUGGACAGCAAGACGCUGGCGAAGCGCUAUUUCUACCACGACAUGCUUUACUUUAUCAAUAUCGAAUUAAACGCUGCGAACUAUUUGGUGGAUCGCGUGUGUCGAACGUCGUGGAACCUCACCGAUCAGUAUAUCAGUGCGAUUAUCGAGAAGAAAACGCGAAUGAGCAUGACGCACGAUAUCUACUUCGGCAAUCUGCAUGAAGAUACCGUCGGCGAAGCGUAUCUCUAUCUUCCUAACAAGUCUCUUCGUUCUCGAAAAGGAAAAGCCAAUGGCGGGCAGCGGCGUCGACGCGAUCCCGAUCAAGACACGGACUCGCAAGAAGAGCUCAAUGAAGAGGAUUUCCAGGAAAAGACGGAAAAGCCGAGGAAACAGCCGGAUCUGCGAACCCUCAAAAUGGGAGAACUGCGUCACAUUGCGCGCGAUCUGGGCUGUCCGAAGGCGGAGAUCGAUGUGUUGGACCGCUGGUCGCUGGUUGGAUACAUUGAGCGGCAUGGAAAGAACGAGUACGAAGAUCUCUUCCGUCUGAAGAAGCGCAACCAGCAGGAGCUGAACCAGGACUUCCAGAACCAAGUGAACCAAUUGUUCCGCGAGCAGUGCGAACGACUGAGUCAAACCACGCCGGAGCAGUUCAUUUCGUCCAUUAAAGUCGAUCUGAACACAUCGUUCCCGCUCGGCGAUUUGGAGAAACAGGCACUGAACAGUCCGACGCUGCUUCCGCUUGAUAGCCAGCCCUCUGCGAUGGAUUUGGGAGGGGCGAAGAACGGAUAUAAAGGGCGGCUGAAACACGACUUCGAGAACUACAAGCCGUUCCGACGCCAUCGUCUUGAGAAUGGAAAAGCUUCGCUGGUUCACCAAGUGAAGCUGACGGUGCUGUCCGACGGAAACAUCCACGCCGAGUGUUCCGAUUUGCGGAGCGCCAAGGAUAUUCACGCCGCGGAGAGGAUUUGCCGCAGCUACUCCAAGCCCAACUUCCCUCUUGCCGACCGUUUGGAUUUCACUGUUCUCCGCGAUUUACACAAAUUCGACGUGAACGCGUCCAAUCUGAAGCGGCCUGCCAAGGUGGCGGCUCGCAAAGGGAAAGUCAAUCUGACCGCAGCUCCGAAGCGACGCAGAAAAACACAAUCCAAAACGCCCAAAGAACCCAUCAAUGAGAUAGUGAGGCAGAAUCCACGCCAGCUGGUAACACUGCUGAACCAGGCGUUGAAGCGAGUGGAAGAGAAGGACAUCGAGAAGAGCUUCCAGAUACUGCCGAUUCCGGAGGCUCCGAUGGUCAUUGAGCAUCCGAUCGAUUUGUCGACAAUUCGAAGGAAGAUCGGAACGUGGGGAUACACGCAUGUGGAUCUGCUGAAUGAUAUGAAGCUGCUCUGCGAGAAUACAGAGAAAUUUAAUGGUGCGGAACAUGAGUUGACCAGAAUUGCGCGAGAAUUUGUGAUGAUCGUAGAGAAUUUCAUUCACAACCAAGAGAAUGUGGGCAGUGUGGAUCACAGAAUAACAAAUAGCAACUUAAGAUGGUCGAAAGACAUCUGGAAACGAGGCCGCCAGAGUAGAGGAAAAGGCACAACUUCCUUCUCAUUAUUGGGAGUAACAUGUAUUGUUUUUGCUUUGUUUUACAAACAAAUUGCUCUUUUUCAAGAACCGAAAAAGAGAUUGUAUCAAAGAAAGAAUGGUACAUAUCACUAA